GAGGGGAUAGAACCGGCGGGGAUAGGGACAGAGGGAAUAGAGCCGGCCGGGCUGGAACCGGCCGGGUUGGGGAUAGCGGAAAUGGAGCCGGCUGGGCUGGAACCGGCGGAGACGGAGCCGGCCCGCGAGGCGGAGGAGCCCCCGGGGUCCCCGGCCCUGCCCGCUGAGGCCCCGCAGCGCGGCCCGCCUGCCGCGGCGCUCCCGGGGGAAGGGGCGCUGCCCGGCCGGGAGCGGGAGCGGGAGCGGGAGCGGGAGCGGGAGCGGGAGCGGGAGCGGGAGCGGGAGCGGGGCCGGCGCGGGGCCGCGGCGCAGGGCUCGGCCGGGCGAGCGGCGCGGGGCAGGGCCCGGCGGGCCCCGGGCCGCCGCAGCGGGGCCGAGAGCGUCCGGCGGGCCGGGGUCACGGUGGACAGCUCCAAGGCCAAGACCUCUCUGGAGGCCCUGAAAAUCAGCCUGCGGCAGCUCCGCUGGAAGGAGUUUCCGUUUGGCCGCCGCUUGCCGUGUGACAUCUAUUGGCACGGGGUGUCAUUCCAUGAUAGCAACAUCUUCUCAGGGCAAGUCAACAAGUUUCCAGGCAUGAUGGAGACGGUUCGGAAAAUCACCCUGAGUCGGGCCAUGAGAACAAUGCAAGAUCUGUUUCCUCUGGAAUACAACUUCUACCCUCGGUCCUGGAUUCUGCCAGAAGAACUGCCUCUCUUUAUGGCUGAGGUUCGUAUGAUGAAAGACAGCAAUCCAUCCUGGAAGCCCACUUUUAUUGUAAAGCCUGAUGGAGGCUGCCAGGGGGAUGGAAUCUACCUCAUCAAAGACCCAAGUGACAUCAGGCUGACAGGGAGCAUCCAGAGCCGGCCAGCUGUGGUGCAGGAGUACAUCUGCAAGCCACUGCUCGUGGACAAACUGAAAUUUGACAUUCGUCUCUAUGUCCUGCUGAAAUCCUUAGAACCCUUAGAGAUCUAUAUAGCCAAAGAUGGACUUUCUAGAUUUUGUACAGAGCCCUAUCAAGAACCUACUCUCAAAAAUUUGCACCAGGUUUUUAUGCAUUUAACCAACUAUUCACUAAAUAUCCAUAGUGGGAAUUUCAUCCAUUCUGACAGUGCAAACACUGGCAGCAAGAGGACUUUUUCAAGCAUUCUGUGCAGACUGUCUUCCAGAGGAGCUGAUGUCAAAAAGCUCUGGUCAGAUAUAAUUUCAUUGGUGAUUAAAACAAUUAUUGCACUGACACCAGAACUGAAAGUUUACUAUCAGUCUGACAUACCAGCAGGAAAGCCUGGGCCAACUUGCUUCCAGAUUUUAGGGUUUGACAUUCUCCUGAUGAAAGACUUGAAGCCCAUGUUACUGGAAGUAAAUGCAAACCCCAGCAUGAGAAUAGAACAUGAGCAAGAGCUUUCUCCUGGAGUGUUUGAAAAUGUCCCAAGCCCUGUUGAUGAAAAAGUGAAAGUUGCUGUCAUCAGAGACACUCUGCGGCUGAUGGACCCUCAGAAAAAGAAGAAGAAAGAUACUCAGUGCCCGAGCCCCGAGGAGCCGCCCGCCGCGAGCCCCGAGGCUGCGCUGCCCUCGCUGUUCCUCAAGCAGGUGUUCCCCAAGUACGCCAGGCACUUCAGCUACCUGCGCCUCGUGGACAGGGUGGCCGCCCUCUUCAUCCGCUUCCUCGGCGUCAAAGGGACAACCAAGCUGGGGCCAACGGGGUUCCGCACCUUUAUAAGAAACUGCAAACUGAGUAAUAGCAAUUUUUCAAUGGCUGCUGUAGAUAUCCUAUAUAUUGAUAUCACAAGGAGGUGGAACAGCAUGAGCAUUGACCACAAGGAAUCAAGUAACCCAGGAAUGUGUCUGCAAGCCUUUGUGGAAGCGUUCUUCUGCCUGGCCCAGAAGAAGUACAAGGCGCUGCCGCUGCACAGGCAGGUGCUGUCGCUGCUCGAGCUCUGCGAGUGUCGCCUGGCUGCCCAUGGGAAGCGCCUGGUGUGGGGCUGCGGCCUCGCCGAGCCCCGCGGGGCCCCCGCCAGCCCCACGGCCACGGGGUGCUCGGGGUACAGAAACCAUCGCAGCUGAGGGCGUUAAUACCCAGCCAGGUACGUGUCCUGCUGCAGGAGAGACUGGACUGCAAUCCCUUCAUUUCAGUGACAACUACUUCUUCCAGCUCUAUUUUUUAUUUCUGUUUUUCAAAAAGUCUACUGCAACCUCCCUUUUUCAAAUAAUGACUCUGGAAAUGGCUAUUUCUUCACCUCUCUGAGGGUUUUACCGUGCAAAUCCCAUGACAAACUGUGCAUUCAUCCUGAGUGUGUGGAAAAGAAGGACCAGACCACAGGGAAUGAUAACCAGUGUCAUGGGAUUGGCUGCACUGGCUGAGGCACACUCGUGUCAAAGGAAUUACAUUGCUUUGUGUGCACAGGACAUGUCACAGCAACCAAGGAAAGAACUGCAAUCACAAAUACCAGACUGGAGAACUGAAAUCUCAAAUUACGCUUGUGGUCAGGCUUCAGGUCUUGAUUAUCUUCUUUCUAUGGCUUGGACUGUAGGUGUUGAAAUCAAUACAGAUUUGGUCAGUGUCUAUGUACUUAUUUUUUAAAGUCAGUCUUAAAGCACUGAAAUAAUAUUUUGGCUUCUACUUCUUUGUACAUGUCUUUGCCAUGACAAGUACUGUUAGUUUUUUAAAGAACUAAAACUGUUUAUCCUUUUGCUUCCACAGAACCAAUAAGCUCACACUUAUUCACAGAAAAAGAUUUACUUUCUUAAGUCAAAUUGGUGAAUCAAGUGGUGGUUUUGUCUUCAGGGAUUCAGCACUGCUUCUGCAGAAAGCUGUAUACAGUGUAAAGGCCUAAGAGGUCAUCUAAAUUCCAGUGGAACCAACCCUGUCACUGACUUUAGCCUAAACUAACUGUAUUCUAGGUUUGCUCUUUUUUUUGUCUUUUGCAUGUUUGUUACCCUUUUGGAACCUGCAGUAACAUCUGGAGCAGAUCUUCUUUGUGUCUUUGCUCAUAUCCUUCAUUUUUCCCUUAAAUAACAGUGUAACUCUGUACAAAUUAGAUCUAAGGAUGUGUCAAAACUGCUGGGCUGUAGAGCUGGAGUUGUACAGAGGGGUUUUAUUACCCAGGAAAUGAACCAUGACUUCCAUGAUCACACUUCUUGUGGGGGCUAAGCAGAACAUGAGACUGGCUGGAAGGACAGGAAUGACUUGGAACUUCAGGGGUGUUGAGUGAAAUUCUUUAUGGUCUCCCAUUUAUUGCAAUAAUGAAUGGCUGCAUCUAAGCUUGAUUUUCCUCCUUUGUUCUACUCUUUAAUGUUAAUGACUUGGCUUACAUUUUUGUGUCCUCCAUGCUAUUAGAACUGGCACAGCUUUGAGAUGGGCACUGAGCUUUGGGUCGGAUAUCAUUCCCUGAGCUCCAUGUCAAAAUGUUUCAGUGGCUGGUGCCCCGAGACGUGCUGUGUCACUGAGGGGGAGUCCACCUGUUUCAAGUCAGGGACUAAAUGCACACAUGGUGCAUCAAGUGAGUUUUCACUUCAGGGAAUAUUUGUAGUUUUUUUCCUGAUUUCAGUUUUAAGCAGCAUGUGUUUUUCCCAAGUGGCAAUAGCAGCAUGGCAGUACAAUGCAAUGCAGGAGUCAGGCUGAGCCCACACAAAACUAGUCCCCAGCAUGUGUUAAUCUCAGAUGUGGGCAUCCCUUCUCCUUAUCUUUUUCUGUAACACAAAUAAAAUAGUAGUCGAUGAUAUUUUUUAGUUCAACAGCCGGACUUUGAAAUUUUAUGUAUUGUACAUAAGAGGACAGUUGUAGACUCACUAAUGCCACUGCCCUCAGCCUUGUUCAAAUGUCAUAAAGAUUAUUGCAGUAUGAAGAUAAAAUGCAGAACUCCAAAGUCUGGCACCUGUCAGAACAAAUGAAGCUGAAAGGGUCAUUUUUUUCACACUUUCAUUGUAAUAUAUUUGAAGACAUUCACAGGUUGAAAAAUGGUUACUUCUCCUUUUGUGACAUCUGACAUUUGUCUUGCGAUUGGCAGUGUGUUACUGGAAAAUAGCUUACAGUUCCUCUCAUCUCAUGAUUGAUGUCCUGUAAAGACAGAGUUACAGAGGAGUUGGAUUUGAAAUGCUAUGACUGCAAAUGCUUUUCCCUGCACCUUUGAAGUACUACGAUGUGUGGCCUGAAAUAUCCCAGUUUUGCAGUUGUAUAACUUACCCUGGUAUCAGUGGAAUAAAUUAACUAUUGUAUAUUGAACACUGAUAAGAUCUCUCUCUCUAUGGGAGACCUUUAUACUCUCUGGAUCUAAUAGAGGUUUUUAUAGCUCGUGCAUCCACAGGCUGAUGCUGCAUGCUCUAUUCAUCUUCCACUUCAAAUAUGAAAGGUCCCUUGUAGUAUAGUCAAAAUAUUCAAUUAUCUGCCUCUAGUAAUCCACUGUUCAUGUAUUUAUAUAAUUGGAAAAUUGAAUGCUAUAUUAUUCUCGGGGGGUGGGAGGGAAUAAACCAGGAAUGUACUUUAGAGAUUUAAUGGCAGUCACAUUUCUCUUUCCUCCUGUCUAAUUCAAUUUCCUCUGAAUAUUAUUUAGCAUCCAGUUGCAUAGAGCCUUUAAGUUACCAGUCCGUGCCCAUGCAAAUGACCAGAGACACUUUAUCCAGGAUAUGAAUGCUAAUGCACUGAUAAUCUGUUAAUCCUGAGGUACCUCUCUAGCUAAAGAAACUAUACAGGAAAGGCGUUGGAUUUUUAACAGCACUUUUGGAUAUAUUCUCUUCAGAGAAUACCACAGCACUGCACUCAUGAUUCUAUUUAUGACAUAUAUGAUAUGAAUAUUGUAUACCAGUGAAAUCUUCCUUGUUAUCAGACACACUGGGUCUGGUAUUAAUUUCUGAGUAGAAAUCAGAAUAAAACAACAUCUAACAGAAA
Messenger RNA from Taeniopygia guttata (zebra finch), 4861 nucleotides. RefSeq names its product tubulin tyrosine ligase like 11 (gene TTLL11). NCBI's taxonomy places the organism in Eukaryota, Metazoa, Chordata, Aves, Passeriformes, Estrildidae. Gene Ontology annotation, cellular component: ciliary basal body. The record is from RefSeq and is a predicted model, not a curated record. Gene Ontology annotation, molecular function: tubulin binding; tubulin-glutamic acid ligase activity. Gene Ontology annotation, biological process: protein polyglutamylation; microtubule cytoskeleton organization.